AUGCCCGUCAUUGAAGGAGGGCCGUCGAGCGCCACAGACAACCCAGUGCGCCGUCUUCCCCGCUUCGAAAUUAGCGAUGGCCUCAAGAAGAAUGUACAUUCGUCCAUCAAGACCGCCGUCACCAUUUUGGGAACCAUUGCGACCAUGACUCAGGACGUGCCUUAUAUGGGCGUUGUCUCCAAGAUCCUUACAGAAGUACUCAAAGUCGAGGAUGAACUUGAGACCCUUGAUGCUAUCUGGAAAUCGGUUAUGGCAGCUGCACGUCAGAUCAAGGAUGUCAUAGACGAGGUGCACCGCCAGUGUGAAACUACGAUCGAUGCCGAAAGAUGCGCUCCGUUACCGCCGGUUCUGAAAGAACCAUUCGACAACCUCGAGAAGUGUAUCUUGAUGACUUUAGAGACUCUGGACGCAUGCAUGGCUUCCCGACAAGGAGGGCGAUACGAGAAGUUCAAGUUCCGUUUGGGGAAGAUCGUGAACCGUGGCGAACUGGUGAAGCGAGUAAACAAAUGCCGCGAAGACUUGUCCCGUGCUCUCACGCUGUUCAACAUAAAGCUGCAGAUUGACCAGUCUCGGAUGAUUCACGCGAUGGCUCCGAUCCUAGACGAGUUGCGGCAGAAAUCAGGUCCACCACCUCCUCUGACGCACAACUCCCGCCAAGCGCACGUCGCGCAUCCCACAACGUUUACUCUGUCCUCUUUGCCUCCCGCUCCCGAGAUAUGUCAUGGACGCGAGGGCGAGAUCAAACAUGUUUUGGACAUCAUUCUGCACCACGAGCCCGCUCGAGUGGCUAUUCUGGGUCCUGGUGGCAUCGGAAAGACCACAGUCUCAUUGGCUGUUCUACAUUCCCCUUUCAUCAAAGACCGAUACGGAGACCAACGUUAUUUCGUCUCAUGCGAAGCUAUUCACUCGGCAGAUGGAAUCGUGCAGCGGCUCUUGAGAGAAUUCCAUGUAGAGCAGGAUGGCAAUGGCACCGUUUCUCCAGAGGAUCGCCUCAUAUUCUACUUGGAGUCUAUGCCCGGUGCAGUUCUAUGCCUAGACAACAUGGAAACGCCUUGGGAUGCCGACUUGCAGGCCACAGAAUCGCUUCUGCGCAGGAUAACGGCAUUACGAAAUCUGGUGUUACUCAUCACUAAGCGGGGCACUGAGCGUCCCUCUCGCAUCUCUUGGACGCAACCUUUCCUUCCGCCGAUCCAGCCUCUGCCUCUCGAGGCAGCGAUCGCGACAUGGGAUGAAAUCUGCGGCUUCCACGAUGAUUAUGCGUUGGAGCUAAUGCACGAUGUGGACUAUCUACCCCUUGCUAUUGGUUUACUCGCACAUCACGCAGUGAGCGAAACCUCUCAGAGGCUUUUGCAACGCUGGCAAUGGGAGAAGAUCGGUCUCUUGCACAUGCACGGAUCGGGAGAUCGCCUGUCAAGCGUUCACGUCUCUGUAAGCACGUCCCUGAGCAAUCCUCGCUUACGAGAGCCUGGCUCUGGCGCGCUAGAGUUCUUCAGUAUUCUUUGCACACUUCCUCAAGGCUUACCCAAUGAUCGCGUUCAGGGUAUCGUGGAAGCUUUUUCAGACGAUCUACCCGACAUUCUUGCUUCCAUCACGCUUCUCAAACAGCUUUCACUAGCGACAUUGUCUAGUGAUGGAUAUCUAAAGGUCUUGUCUCCUGUACGUCAUUGUGUACGGAAACAUAUGCCUCUCUCGAACACUUCGUUGGCACGCUUGUAUGGUGUUUAUCACGGACUACUCGAGUAUGAAUCAACGAAUUACAAGAGAGAGAAGGAAUAUGUGAUUCAGCAUGUUCAACCCGAACUGGGGAACAUAUCCGAAGUUCUGCGAAUACGUCUCAAUUAUAUGCUUGAUCAUGAUGUCCUGGAAGUCGUUUACCACUUUGUUCAUCUUGCUCGUACGGUGGGCUAUUACGAUACGGCCUUGCUUAAGCAAGCGAUCGAUCGUGCUCACUCAGCCGCAUACAAAGAGGAUCCUGCCAUUGCAGCUGCUCUUCGGGUGGCGUAUGGCCUAUCGUUAUACGACACCUUCAUGACGGACGCCGCAUUGGAUGCCUUUGAACUAUCUCUCGACCAGUACCGUAAACUCAAACAUCUGGAUGGGCAGGCAGAUUGCUUGAUCGCCAUGAGCGAUGUGUAUCAGCGUCAGGGCUCAUCGACGGAUGCCGAGCGUUACGCGGAGGGUGCACUCUCUCUAUACUCAGAGAUAAAGAGCAUGAUGGGCAUGGCCAGUGCUCGUGAAAGACUCGGUCGCCUGUACGCUCAGUCUGGACGCAGCGACAAAGCCCAGGAUGUGUUUCAUGCGGCUUUGUCCAUGCGUCGCGAGAACAACGACGUUCUCGGUAUGGCCAAUAUCGAGCAGAGCAUCGGUGAAUUGUACUUACGCCAGCACCAGCUGCCGGAAGCCAAACAAGCACUUAGCACCGCCCUUGAGCGGUACCGCUACAUCGGCGAUGCACGCGGCGAGGCCAUCGCUUUACGAACUUUGGGCAGUCUUCUUACUGCGGAUGGCAGUUUUGAGGAAGCAGGACGCAUGUUGGAGCUUUCUCUUGAACUUUUUCUUGAUCUGAAGGAUCGCGCCGGCGAGGCACACAGCCUGCAGGCUCAGGGAACACUUUACCAUCUAGUCGGACGCCUUGAAGAUGCAGAGCAUGCCCUUAAACAGUCUCUCAGCCUCAACCUCGCAACGCGCGAUCAACAUGGCGAAGCAAAGACACUGAACAGGCUCGGACAAGUAUACCUUUCCCAGCGAAAGGAACACGAUGCCGCAACUGCUUUCACAAACGCGCUGCAGGUCUCUUCAAAGAUUUCCUAUAGCAUUGGCGAGGGACAUGCCUAUUUGCAUCUGGGGUUGCUAUAUAAGUCUCACAGCGAAUUCGGACGUGCGGAAGCCUGCCUGCGCAGAGCACUGCUCUGCUUUGAUCGAGCAAAUCACUCCUGGAAGCUCAGAGACGUACGGAUAGAGCUUGAAGCCUUGAAGAACACUUAUCCGGACCCUCCCGAGUCAGACACGGCUUCGCAGUCUGCUGUUUUUUGUGACAUUCUUGACUCAAUGCUAGUCGCGGUUGAACUUGAGAGGCAUUACGCCAGGGACAAUGCGACGGACCAUCCAAGAGAUGAUCGCGGCGGCAGUCUUGACGAGAGAAUACAGGCAGUAAUUGCACGCUCUCAUGUUCCUAUCGAGGCACAGGUGGAAACAGGACCGGCACUUGCAUGGGAAGAAGUCAGUAUUCAUUCUUCGAGCACGCACAGCGAUCCCGAGACGUGGUCGCUCACGCGCACGUCUUCCAGAGCGUCGAGCCCUGGUAGACUCAGCCGGUCAUCUUCCAGAGCAUCGGAGCGAGACUCGGACGGGUAG
Messenger RNA from Peniophora sp. CBMAI 1063, 3354 nucleotides. The record is from the annotation of a GenBank genome assembly. Lineage: Eukaryota; Fungi; Basidiomycota; Agaricomycetes; Russulales; Peniophoraceae.